AUGGGUGAUCCGUACCCUUAUGGGCUGCUCGAUUUCCAGCAACUCAUAGCUGGAAGAAGCAGCCACCAUGAUUUGCCCGAGCCACCGUGUCUGGGCGGUGCCACUGCCGGUGCUGCAGCAGUGCCGGCUGCUCCAAUACCUAACAACUAUAACGUCGUUUUCUCUCAUGGGUUUGCUACUACCUUCGCUCCUUCAAAUCAUCAUCGAGACUGUUCCUCAAGUGUUGUCAAUAAUAUUAGUCCCACCUCCACAAACCCUACUGUUACUGCUUCUGCUUUAGCAAAUCAUGGCACUACCACUGCAUUCUGUAGCAGCAGCAGCAGCAGCAUGGAAGUUGCAGAAAAGGGAUGGCUUGGAUUUGAUGCUGCGAACAAUAGAUGGCCUAGACAAGAGACUCUUUUGCUCUUAGAGAUCAGAUCUCGUCUUGAUUCGAAGUUCAGAGAGACCAAUCACAAAGCUCCCUUAUGGAAUGAAAUCUCUAGGAUAAUGAGCGAAGAAUAUGGGUACCAAAGAAGUGGAAAAAAAUGCAAAGAGAAGUUUGAGAAUUUGUACAAGUAUUACAAGAAGACCAAGGAAGGGAAAGCAGGAAGACAAGAUGGGAAACACUACAGAUUCUUUCGUCAGCUUGAGGCAAUAUGUGGAGAAUCAACCAGGAACAUUACUACUUCUGCUAAUUACCAACCUCCAUUGAUGACCUUCACAGAUGGUGAUGAACACAUUAACAACAACAACAACAACAUCAAGUACUGCUCAAAGAGCCUUAGCCUGUCAAACAAUUCAUCAGACCAAUUCGAGACAUCCUCAUGCGAAAACAAUGAUGACAAGGACCUGUCAGCCAUUGCCUAUGGGAUGAAGCAAAAGCAUGUGGAGAUAGACCGCCAAAUUAGACACAGUGGAGUGAGGGAGAGGAAGAGCUUGAGAGGUGAGGUUGAAGAGAUUGUGGACUCUAACAUGAGGAAGAUCAUAGAGAGUCAAGACGCUUGGAUGGAGAAGAUGAUGAGUGUGGUUGAGCACAGAGAGCAGGAAAUGAUGUACAAGGAAGAAGAGAGGAAAAAAGAUUCAAUAAAAUUCGAUCAAGAAGUGUAUCAACUCUGGGCUAAAGAGAGAGCUUGGGUUGCGACUAGAGACACUGCAUUAAUGGAGGUCGUGAAGAAACACUUGGGAAAAGAGAUAACAACAGAUCAUCAUCAGCCUAUGGUUGAGGAAUACGAAGAAGAACCACAAGCCAAGAAUAAGAACAAUGGUGAGCGCGGACAGAACUGGAGAUUUCAAAUCUGAUAUAGCUGAGGAGUGGCUUUGAAAUGAGACUCCAAGAAGGUGGAGGUGGAAGUGGCCAGUGGGUAGAUAUUGGAGAACAACAAUAAUGGUGUUUGUUUGGGAUGAAAUAGCAACAAAAAUGGCGUAUAUGGGAUUUGAUAUGAGUGCCAGCAAAUACAUGCAGUGACAAUAACAAGACAACAAUAGAGAGUAAAAGUAGUGUUGUGAAAACGAGGAUGUUGUGUCGGGGACUUCAUCUGACUGAGGAUGAAAUUUCACAUUCAAGCUCUAACGCUGGAACUAGAGGUAAUUAUCUAACAGCUGCUUCAGAGUUCUACUACUGCAUACUUAAGAGAAAGCUUCAAAUUAAAAAAAAAAAGGUUGUGGGUGUUCGUGUUUUGCUAAGCACAUGUAUCAUUCUAUUAAAGACAAUUCUGUUCCAAACAGUGUCGCCCACUAAAUGUGGACACUUCUUUCAACGA
Neltuma alba is the source of this 1739-nucleotide messenger RNA. RefSeq names its product trihelix transcription factor PTL-like. Lineage: Eukaryota; Viridiplantae; Streptophyta; Magnoliopsida; Fabales; Fabaceae. The record is from RefSeq and is a predicted model, not a curated record. Bases 1 to 1278 code for a protein of 425 amino acids. The transcript has 2 exons.